CCGAGCUGGGCAGGAAGUCGAGGCGCUCGGCACAGACACGGGCUCAGGGUCUUCCGAGCGGCCACACCUGCUGACUUAGCGCUCCCCUCGAGUGUCUGCAGCACCCUCUUUCCCGGGCGGCGACAUCCGGCAGCCAGAAAUUCACGAUGUCUAUUCUCAAAGUGCAUGCCAGAGAGAUCUUCGACUCUCGUGGGAAUCCCACUGUUGAGGUGGAUCUCUACACCUCGAAAGGUCUCUUCAGAGCUGCUGUGCCCAGUGGUGCCUCAACUGGUAUCUACGAGGCUCUAGAACUCCGGGACAAUGACAAGACCCGCUAUAUGGGCAAGGGUGUCUCCAAGGCUGUUGAGCACAUCAAUAAAAGUAUUGCGCCUGCCCUGAUUAGCAAGAAACUGAGCGUGGUGGAGCAGGAGAAGAUCGACAAGCUGAUGAUAGAGAUGGACGGAACGGAGAACAAGUCUAAGUUUGGUGCGAACGCCAUUCUGGGAGUGUCCCUGGCGGUCUGCAAGGCUGGGGCUGUUGAGAAGGGAGUGCCCCUGUACCGCCACAUUGCUGACCUGGCUGGCAAUGCCGAGGUCGUCUUGCCAGUUCCGGCUUUUAAUGUCAUCAAUGGUGGUUCUCACGCUGGCAACAAGCUGGCCAUGCAGGAGUUCAUGAUCCUCCCCGUCGGUGCCACCAGCUUCAAGGAAGCCAUGCGCAUUGGAGCGGAGGUGUACCACAACCUAAAGAACGUCAUCAAGGAUAAGUACGGGAAAGAUGCCACCAACGUAGGAGAUGAAGGCGGCUUUGCUCCCAACAUCCUGGAGAAUAAAGAAGCACUGGAGCUGCUGAAGCAUGCCAUCGCGAAAGCUGGCUACAGCGACAAGGUGGUCAUCGGCAUGGACGUGGCUGCCUCUGAGUUCUUCAGGUCUGGGAAGUAUGACCUGGACUUCAAGUCACCCGAUGACCCCAGCAGAUACAUCACCCCUGACGAGCUGGCCAACCUGUACAAGUCCUUCAUCAAGGACUACCCCGUGGUGUCCAUCGAAGACCCCUUCGACCAGGACGACUGGGAAGCGUGGCAGAAGUUCACUGCGAGCGCGGGAAUCCAGGUGGUGGGCGACGACCUCACAGUGACCAACCCGAAGCGUAUCGCCAAGGCCGUGAGCGAGAAAUCCUGCAACUGCCUCCUGCUCAAAGUGAACCAGAUCGGCUCGGUGACCGAGUCCAUUCAGGCGUGCAAGCUGGCCCAGUCCAGCGGGUGGGGCGUCAUGGUGUCGCAUCGCUCCGGGGAGACUGAAGACACCUUCAUCGCUGACCUGGUGGUGGGGCUCUGCACUGGGCAGAUCAAGACUGGUGCGCCUUGCCGAUCUGAGCGCUUGGCCAAGUACAACCAGAUCCUCAGAAUUGAAGAGGAGCUGGGCAGCAAGGCCAGCUUUGCCGGCAGGAACUUCAGAAACCCCUUGGCCAAGUAAGCUCUGGGCAGGCGAGCCCCUGAGCCCUGUCAUUAGACCUCCGCACGGGCAGCUCAAGGCCCCCAGCCGAUGUCUGCAGGGCCUCUGGUAGUUCAGUGCCCCGUCCCCUCCCUGUGGUGCGCUCACUGCUUCCUUAGAACUACAAAAGCCGAGCUUGACCAUCUGGAACCCUGGUGGAAACCCUGACCCCGUAGUCCUGUGAUUGCCCCAAAUCAUUGUUUUUCUCACCUCGCUUCUCAAGUGUCUGGAGCCAAGUGUAUCUGCAUUGUAAUCUCCGAGGUGUCCACAGGCAAGAUCCCCAGUGGUUUGUGAGCAAAAUAAAAUGGCUUCAGUGUCUGUAGGAAUA
Molossus molossus (Pallas's mastiff bat) is the source of this 1797-nucleotide messenger RNA. RefSeq names its product enolase 1 (gene ENO1). Gene Ontology annotation, biological process: glycolytic process. NCBI's taxonomy places the organism in Eukaryota, Metazoa, Chordata, Mammalia, Chiroptera, Molossidae. Gene Ontology annotation, molecular function: magnesium ion binding; phosphopyruvate hydratase activity. Bases 147 to 1451 code for a protein of 434 amino acids. The record is from RefSeq and is a predicted model, not a curated record. The transcript is spliced from 12 exons. Gene Ontology annotation, cellular component: phosphopyruvate hydratase complex.